AUGUCCGAAAUGGGAAUUGACCAGUAUGAGCCAGAAAAAUGGCGCAAUUUCAUAGAUUCAAGCAAAACUAGCUUGAAGGCAGUUUUACUGUAUGAAAAUAGCACUAUAAAACCGGUGCCAGUUUUAUAUGCAAUAAAAAAGAAGGAAAAUUAUGAGACAAUGGGGUGGAUUUUAAAAACUCUAAAUUACAGUUGUCAUGGAUGGCGUGCCUGCUGCGAUUUGAAGGUGGUAACAUUUUUGCUGGUAUGCAAUCUGGAUAUACUAAAUAAUGUUGCGCAUUUGGUAAAUAGCCGUUUUUCUGGAAAUCAGUACAAAAAGCGAGAUUGGGAACCAAGAACAUUUACCUCAUUGGGCCAAUUUAACCAAAUUUCACCACCAUUGAUGCACAUAAAAUUGGGCAUAGUGAAAAGUUUUAUUAAAACUCUGGUAAAGCCAAGUCAUCCUGGAAAACAUCCAAGAAAUAUACCUGCUUUUAAUCACUUAAAUACACAUGUAUUCCAAAAUUAUCAUUUGAAAAAGUUGAAGAAGGCGUGUUUAAUGGACCCGAUAUAA
Messenger RNA from Brassicogethes aeneus, 552 nucleotides. NCBI's taxonomy places the organism in Eukaryota, Metazoa, Arthropoda, Insecta, Coleoptera, Nitidulidae. The record is from the annotation of a GenBank genome assembly.